AUGACACUAGGAGAAGCCAAAGAUUUCUCAUACCUGUAUUCUGACGAGACAAAGGCACGUAAGCCUUCGCCGCUUAAGACCUGCAUACAUCUAUUCCAAGAUCCCAACAUUAUCUUCUUGGGUGGUGGAUUACCCUUAAGUGAUUAUUUUCCAUGGGAUAAUUUAGUGGUCGAUUCUCCACUUCCACCUUUCGCUAAAGGUAUUGGGGCACCGCUCACGGGCACCAAAGAGGAUUCUUUAAAAGUUUCUAUCAAAAAACAAGAUCAAUCCAAUGGCACGAUUCCCUUGGCUAGAGGCUUGCAGUACGGUUUCACCAAUGGGCAACCAGAACUAAUCAAGUUUUUGAAAGAACACAAUACUAUUAUUCAUGACAUGAAAUAUGCGGAUUGGGACGUAAUUGCAACAACAGGUAAUACUAACGCUUGGGAAUCUACUUUGAGAAUUUUCUGUAACAAGGGGGAUGUCAUUCUUGCAGAAGCUCACUCAUUCUCUUCAUCGUUGGCAUCUGCUGAGGCACAAGGAGUUAUUGUUUUCCCAUUGCCAAUUGAUCAGAACGGUAUCAUUCCUGAAAAGCUUGAAGCUAUCAUGGACAAUUGGAAUCCUGAAGCUGCAAAACCAAAAUUACUUUACACCAUUCCUACUGGGCAAAAUCCAACGGGUACUUCCUUAGCAGAUGACAGAAAGGAGAAAAUCUACCGUAUUGCUCAAAAGCAUGACUUCAUUAUCGUCGAAGAUGAACCAUACUAUUUCCUACAGAUGGAACCAUACAUUCGGGAUCCAAAAGAAAGAACUGCUAAGAAGUUAACGCACGAGGAAUUUCUGAAAUCGUUGGCCAAGACAUUCUUGAGUAUUGAUACCGAAGGUCGUGUUAUUAGAUUGGACUCCUUCUCAAAAGUUUUAGCUCCAGCCACUAGGUUAGGCUGGAUAACUGCCUCAAAGAGCAUUUUACAAAGCUACGUUUACUUGCAUGAAAUGACUAUUCAAGCCGCCAGUGGUUUUACUCAAGCUUUGGUUGCUGGAACUUUGAAUAGUUGGGGCCAAGAUGGAUAUUUGGACUGGUUAUUAGGUUUGCGUCAUGAAUACACUUUGAAACGUGAUAAUGCUAUUGACGCUCUACACAAAUACUUACCAAAAACUGAUGCAUUUGUCGUUAAUCCACCAAUUGCCGGUAUGUUCUUUACGGUUGACAUUGAUGCAUCCGCACAUCCUGAAUUCAAGGCAAAAUAUGAUUCCGAUCCCGCUCAAGUGGAACAUGCUAUCUACGAAAAAGUUAUAAGUUCAGGUGUUUUGGUUGUUCCUGGUAGCUGGUUCAAAACUGAAGGUGAAACUGUACCACCUCAACCGGUAGAAUCAAAAAUGACAGGAAACCGAAAUGAGAUUUUCUUCAGAGGUACAUAUGCUGCUGUAUCACCAGAAAAAUUGACUGAGGGCCUAAAAAGAUUGAGUAUAGCUCUAAAAGAAGAAUUUGGCUUAUGA
Messenger RNA from Zygotorulaspora mrakii, 1476 nucleotides. It is a transcript of the gene ARO8, whose product is annotated as bifunctional 2-aminoadipate transaminase/aromatic-amino-acid:2-oxoglutarate transaminase. Lineage: Eukaryota; Fungi; Ascomycota; Saccharomycetes; Saccharomycetales; Saccharomycetaceae. The record is from RefSeq and is a predicted model, not a curated record. Gene Ontology annotation, molecular function: L-2-aminoadipate:2-oxoglutarate transaminase activity; aromatic-amino-acid:2-oxoglutarate transaminase activity; pyridoxal phosphate binding. The coding region runs from base 1 to 1476 and encodes 491 amino acids. Gene Ontology annotation, biological process: L-tyrosine biosynthetic process; aromatic amino acid catabolic process. The transcript has a single exon.